AUAUUAGAAGGCGUGUUUGGCUGACCUGUAUAAAGAGAACGGGGUUCCGCAAUAGAUAUGGAGAGAGAAAUCAGCGAAGAGAGGGUUUGUACAAAUUGUACUUGUAGUUACUAGUUAGUUUAACAUCGCGAAAUAGUUACAGGGUUUUGUUUGCCACUGUCAAUUACGAGUCAUAACUCACUCAAACUCGCUCAGUAACACAGAUUAAUUCAAAUAUCGCGUUUGCAUGCAAUAAAUUAAUAAACAACGGUCCCGCCACUAGAAGAAUCAUAAGCUGAAACAAUGGAACAAGCACUUAUCGGUGCACUCAACCUUGUUUCUCGAAAUCUUCCUCUUCCUCCAGAACUCUUCAACACCGUUUCUUCUAUCUGUUACGGAUCUGAACCCAAACCCCUCUCUCUCAACUCCGAUGUUGAUGCGAGCAAAUCUACACAAGAUGAUGAUUUAUUGACAGAGCUUCAAGAUGCUUUGUCUAAACAACGACCUAAUUGUUCUUCAAGUUCUAAAUUAAAUAAAGCAAUGCAAAUUCGUACUCAAUCUCGGAUUCAGAAUCGCUUAACUCAGCUUGAAGGGUUGCCUUCAAACUGGGGAGACAACCUGCAGACAAAAUGCUUGCUCGAGCUUUAUGGACUAAAGCUAGCGGAGUUGCAAGGGAAGGUUCAAAAGGAAGUGAAUUCUGAAUAUUGGCUUAAUGUUAAAUGUGCAUAUCCCGACAAGCAAUUGUUUGACUGGGGCAUGAUGCGGUUGCGGCGUCCUCCUUAUGGUAUUGGAGAUCCAUUUGCCAUGGAUGCUGAUGAUCGAAUAAGGAAGAAACGGGAUGCUGAGAGACUAUCUAUAUUAGAAGAGCAAGCAAAAAGUGACAUAGAGACCAGAACAAGAAGAUUUUUUGCAGAAAUACUGAAUGCUGUCCGCGAGUCCCAGUUACAAAUCCAAGGUUCAUUGAAGAGGAGAAAACAGAGGAAUGAUGCUGUUCAGGCAUGGCAUGGAAGGCAAAGACAACGUGCAACUCGGGCUGAGAAAUUGAGAUUCCAAGCUUUAAAGGCUGAUGAUCAGGAAGCUUACAUGAGAAUGGUGAAAGAAAGUAAAAAUGAAAGACUAACUUUGCUUCUUGAAGAAACAAAUAAAUUGCUUGUAAAUUUGGGAGCAGCGGUUCAACGUCAAAGAGACUCCAAACAAUCAAAUGGUAUUGAACCCUUGGAAGAUUCAGAAGCUGCGUUACCACAGUCAGAUGCUUUGAAGAAUGAAAUUUCUAAGGAAUCACCUCUAGAGGAUGAUGAGGAUUUGAUGGAUUCUGAUCAUAAUGAUGAAAAUAGUGAUUUACUUGAAGGUCAACGACAAUACAAUUCUGCCAUACAUUCAAUUCAAGAAAAGGUAACUGAGCAACCAUCUAUCCUUCAAGGUGGAGAAUUAAGACCCUACCAAAUAGAAGGGCUCCAGUGGAUGCUUUCUUUGUUCAAUAACAACUUAAAUGGAAUUUUGGCUGAUGAAAUGGGGCUUGGAAAGACAAUACAAACCAUUUCAUUGAUAGCAUAUCUUUUGGAAUACAAGGGUGUGACUGGCCCUUUUUUGAUUGUAGCUCCAAAGGCUGUUCUGCCAAAUUGGGUCAAUGAGUUCUCAACAUGGGCUCCUAGCAUUACAGCUGUUCUAUACGACGGGCGAAUGGAUGAGAGGAAAGCAAUAAAGGAAGAACUGUCAGGGGAGGGGAAAUUUAAUGUUCUGAUAACACACUAUGAUCUUAUAAUGAGAGAUAAAGCAUUUCUGAAGAAAAUCUACUGGAAAUACUUGAUUGUUGAUGAAGGGCAUCGGUUGAAGAAUCAUGAGUGUGCUCUAGCAAGAACCCUGGACUCUAGCUAUCACAUUGAACGAAGACUUCUGUUGACCGGUACACCAAUUCAGAACAGCCUGCAGGAAUUGUGGUCCCUGCUCAAUUUUCUUCUCCCAAACAUUUUCAAUUCAGUUCAAAAUUUCGAGGACUGGUUUAAUGCUCCCUUUGCAGAUCGAGUUGAUGUGUCCUUAACAGAUGAAGAACAAUUAUUGAUUAUUCGCCGUUUGCAUCAGGUUAUAAGGCCCUUCAUACUAAGAAGGAAAAAGGCUGAGGUAGAGAAGUUUCUUCCCGGGAAAUCUCAGGUCAUACUCAAAUGUGACAUGUCAGCCUGGCAGAAAGUAUAUUAUCAACAAGUGACUGACGUGGGCAGAGUUGGGUUAGACAAUGGUUCUGGAAAAUCAAAAAGUCUACAGAACUUGACAAUGCAACUCAGGAAGUGUUGUAACCAUCCAUACCUCUUUGUGGGAAACUAUGAUAUAUAUAGUCGUAAGGAGGAGAUUGUCAGAGCAUCGGGGAAAUUUGAACUUCUUGACCGCUUGCUUCCCAAACUUCGUAGAGCUGGUCAUAGAGUCCUCCUUUUUUCACAAAUGACUCGUCUCAUGGAUAUUCUUGAAAUUUAUCUUCAACUUCAUGAUUAUAAAUUUCUUAGACUUGAUGGCUCAACAAAAACUGAGGAAAGAGGUUCUCUUCUAAAGAAAUUCAAUGCUCCCGACUCUCCAUACUUUAUGUUUCUCUUAAGCACUCGUGCCGGAGGUCUUGGUUUGAACUUGCAAACAGCAGAUACUGUUAUAAUCUUUGACAGUGAUUGGAAUCCACAAAUGGAUCAACAAGCUGAGGAUCGAGCCCAUCGCAUUGGACAAAAGAAAGAAGUUAGAGUUUUUGUGUUAGUUAGUGUGGGAUCAAUUGAAGAGGUGAUUUUAGAACGUGCUAAACAAAAGAUGGGAAUUGAUGCCAAAGUCAUCCAGGCAGGCCUUUUCAACACAACGUCAACAGCCCAGGACAGGAGAGAAAUGUUAGAGGAGAUUAUGCGUAGAGGUAGUAGCUCACUUGGAACAGAUGUGCCAAGUGAGAGAGAAAUUAACCGCCUUGCAGCUCGAUCCGACCAGGAAUUUUGGCUGUUCGAGAGAAUGGACGAAGAUAGAAGGCAAAAGGAGAACUACAGAUCUCGUCUCAUGACGGAGCAUGAACUGCCAGAUUGGGUAUACUCUGCACUAAAUAAGGAUGAUAAGGCCAAAGCUUUUGACAUCAGUGGUAUUACUGGAAAGAGGAAAAGAAAAGAAGUGGUAUAUGCAGAUACAUUAAGCGAUCUACAAUGGAUGAAGGCUGUGGAAAGUGGACAGGAUAUAUCUAAUCUUUCAGCUAAAGGAAAAAGAAGAGUUCGCUUCCCUAUUGACAGUCAUGCACAAACGAGUGAUGACACCAGGGAAGAAGAAAGGUUGUUACAGUUGAGCAACAUGGCAAUUGAGAGAUCAAAUGAAGAUACUUUCAAUGCGACCCCUGCCUCUAAGAGACUCAAGCAUGAAGAAAGUUCCCAUAAACAUGGAAUUGAAGAUGCUGGAGGAAGUGGUUUGAACGAGAAUGUAUUAACCUGGAAUACUCACAGAAAGAAGAGAUCAAGCUAUCUUAGUCAGGAUUCAUUAUCUGAUACCAGAGGGCAGAAUGCUAUUGGAAAAAGAACAAGCUAAAACUUAUCUAAGUUUCAAUUACUCAAUGAUGCCAGAAAUUUUCCCCAAACAUUUGAACCAGGUUCUGCUUUUAAUUCUUUGAGUAUGUCAAAGAGUUACUAGUAGAUUGUUGUAUCAUUAAAUGAAGAUACUAGCAAGUUCCUUCUCACAAUUGUAACGUUUAUAGCCAUUAGUGUAAAAUCAGUUAUUUUAA
Messenger RNA from Trifolium pratense (red clover), 3703 nucleotides. RefSeq names its product probable ATP-dependent DNA helicase CHR12. Bases 283 to 3510 code for a protein of 1075 amino acids. Gene Ontology annotation, biological process: positive regulation of transcription by RNA polymerase II. NCBI's taxonomy places the organism in Eukaryota, Viridiplantae, Streptophyta, Magnoliopsida, Fabales, Fabaceae. The transcript is spliced from 12 exons. Gene Ontology annotation, cellular component: nucleus. The record is from RefSeq and is a predicted model, not a curated record. Gene Ontology annotation, molecular function: ATP-dependent chromatin remodeler activity; DNA binding; histone binding.